AUGGCGGCAGCCUCAUCACCCUCAUCCUCACCGCGGCUGCCGUCUCCGCCUCCAAUUGCUGAAGACCAGAUCGGACCAACUUCGCCAGGCAUAUCAGGCUUUGAAGAUCAUCACGGCCUUGCAGGGAUCAGUAAUAUUGACAUGAGAGCUUCACGGCGGAUAAGGCCAGGCACCAAAGCCAUCGAUAUGGCCGAAGGACCACCGCUCGUAGAGAUGCAAGAGGUAGGACGACACGUGAGGUUCAAUUGGGACUCGACGAUUGACGUGCAAACAGAUUGACUCGGCGUUUCAACUCACGGAACACCUCAAAGCAUUACAUUACUCCCACACACACCCAGCCGACUCAAACCAGGUCAAGGCAAUUACAGCCGAUCUUGCCAAUGAACUCGCCAUAACACCGCCCAACACCUCCCGCGAAAUAUGGCUCUACGAGCUCGGCCGCUUUCUGAUUCAGAAGACCAAUGCCAUCAUCGUUGCUCUCUUCGCCGACCAUCCACCCUGCUCGCAGCAGACGUGCCCCGAGAUGCGAGCCAGUGAGUGGCAGUACUUGUGCGCCGUGCACGACCCGCCUAAAAGUUGCUCUGCCAUCGACUACUGCUGCCACACUCUCGAUUGGGCGGCAUCGUCGCUUACCAGCAGCAAGAUGUUCCCAUCUCGACUGGGCCUUGGAAGCGGCAACGCAGGAGGUGGAAGUGACAAGUUCCUCCAACAGCAGAUGAAGGAGAUUACAAACAUCUUCCGCCGCGUGUACCGCAUCUACGCUCAUGCGUGGUUCCAGCAUCGCGAAGUGUUCUACGCUGUCGAAAGCAAGACUGGACUAUACACCUUCUUCAAAACAGUUUGUGACGAGUACAAUUUGAUCCAGCCGGAGAACUACACCAUCCCUCCAGAGGCUGCUGAGGGACAAGCUCCAGUUGAGAAGGAAGAUCAGGCGAAAGAGAAGCAAGAUCGGCCUCGGCCGACGAGCAUCCUGCCCCGCCCAAGUGAACCAGGUCCACAAAAGGCUGUCGACCAAGAGCCCGCCGGUAACGACGUGAAGGCACUGAACAACACUACGAAACGCCAUACGCGUGCCCCUAGCAGCAUGUCAGAAGCCGUCACCACUGUCAUCGAGGAGGUCGAAGAGGACGAAGACGGAGAUCAAGCAAAGCCAGGGUUAGGCCGUUCAUCCACCGCUCUGCAUGAGUCGGAGCAGACGCAAAGCGCGCAUUCACCUCCCGAGCUCAAGGAAGAAGAUCCACCUCUUGCGGGUGUCUCUAGAAUUGAUACUUUGAAGCCUGGAAAGGAACAUGACGAAUCUGUUUCUGGCACUGAUGGCACCACGGAGAUGAAGCCUGAGGAUACCGACGUAGAUGCCAUUUUGGAAGCGAUCGAGCCGACAGAACCACCAGCUGCAGCAGCGGAGGAAGAAGCGGGUAAGACCGCCGCAGACUGA
Molecule: messenger RNA, 1435 nt
Organism: Lecanosticta acicola
Lineage: Eukaryota; Fungi; Ascomycota; Dothideomycetes; Mycosphaerellales; Mycosphaerellaceae
Source: the annotation of a GenBank genome assembly